AUGGGAGUGUACAAUGAACAAGGGUCCGUUGUACAGGAACCAGAAUCCUGCCACAUGCUGAUCAAAGAGAGUAAAAAUGGGUCAUCCUCCCUUACCUUUCGCUCGAGGCUCAGCAGACUUUCCCCAAGACAUGUCUACAAUGACAUGAUGUUUAUGGUUGGUGGAUGGACCCAGGAUGACCCAUCCUGUCUGGUAGAGCAGUUCUGCCCCGAGUAUAACGAGUGGAGAGCAGCUGCACGAAUGGUUAACAGUCGAGGCUGCGUUGCUGUUGGAACACUGGAUGGCAAGAUCUACGCCGUGGGUGGGGAAGAUAACAUUAGAUGCUACAGCAGUGUGGAGAGGUACAGCCCUGACACAGACAGCUGGAGUGCAGAUGUAGCACCCUUGAGCAGUCCUCGCAGCGGAGCGUGUCUGGUGGCGAUGGAUGGAUAUCUGUAUGCGAUUGGAGGACAUGAUGGCAUAACUGUCAUGAAUACUGUGGAGAGGUAUGAUCCAAAAGUGAACACUUGGAGCAAGCAGGUACCAAUGCUGACCAGAAGAACCAGAGCCAUGGCUGCUGUGCUGCACGGUUACUUGUAUGUGAUGGGAGGAAAUGAUGGUGAAACCACUCUAAACUCAGUGGAGCGGUACAACCCUGCAGAUGGUACCUGGUCAAUAUGUGCCUACAUGCUGAGUCCUAGGGAGAAUGCUGGCUGCACCGUGUAUCUGGGCUGCAUCUAUGUAGCUGGGGGCAAAGAUGAGCUUAGCCUGCAGCUCUGUGCUGCUGAGAGGUUUGACCCUGACAAUAUGAGGUGGUCGCCGGUGAAACGCAUGAGGAACAAGAGAGACAAUAUGUCCCUUGUAGUCUUCAAUGGUACGUUGUUGGCUAUGGGAGGACAUGAUGGUGUCACCACCCUGAAAACACUAGAGGUUUACAGUCAUGAAAGCAACACAUGGAGACACUUUGGGAGCAUGAAGAGCAAGCAUCCAGGCGGGAGAGUGGCUGUACUGUGCUGAGACUUGACAACAUUUGUAUUAUAUGGUCAGGAAACAAGUGUUGGAGACUAAUUACCUAAUGGACGCAUUUUGAUAUGGAGUAGAUUGAAUGAGGCAGCACAAUGACUGCAUAACUAGAGGGUUCUCUCCAAAAUGAGACAUAGCUGCAUUAGUCAAAGCUGGCAACUUUGUGCUGCAAAAUGAUUGCAAUUCCAGCACACUGUAGGCUGCCAGGUUACCAUUAUUUAUUUAUUUACUUACUUCUUCUUGUGUAUAGCUUGCUAAAUUAACCUUAUUUAUGAGGGAAAAAAAUGGUAAAAGUGAGUUUAAAGCUGUAUUAUUCACGAUAAAGAUAGAGAUAAGGUAUGCAUGUUUACCAAUGCCUAUUGAUCAUCAAUGAUAAAUGAGAGAAAUGAGCCAAGGAGAUGAGGUGAGGUGGUAGGUGUGCUGUUAAAGAGGAUUUAUUGGAAUAUAAAUGGGUCUCAGAUAUGCCUUGAUUGUGAAAAACUCAUGACAGUUAAAAUAGAAAGAAGUUUGCUGAGUGUUUUAAAAAGCUCACAGAGUUGUAAUACUAAAAGCUUUCAGUGUUUAAUUUUUUUUCUCUUACUGUACAUUUCUGGAUCAUUUAUUAUCACAUUUUGGUUGAAAUGCUCUAUUUUAACUCCUGACUUUAUAAAAGUUAAAACCCACCUUUUCCAGGGCAACUCUGUUUGGUUUG
Messenger RNA from Melanotaenia boesemani (Boeseman's rainbowfish), 1693 nucleotides. RefSeq names its product kelch-like protein 20. The record is from RefSeq and is a predicted model, not a curated record. The transcript has 8 exons. Gene Ontology annotation, molecular function: protein binding. NCBI's taxonomy places the organism in Eukaryota, Metazoa, Chordata, Actinopteri, Atheriniformes, Melanotaeniidae. The coding region runs from base 1 to 996 and encodes 331 amino acids.